AACAUUUAAUUGUUCCCUGAGGGGGGCAGGGGCCACGAGUCUUGUGUUGUCCAUUGGAUAAAGGCCGCAUAGAUCAACAGUAUAAAAAUGUGUGGGAGAGUUUUUUCCUAUUAACAGCACAUCGCCGUUAUCAACAUGACCUCGAAGGAACCCACCUCUGAGAACUAAUUCAAAACAACGUAGAAAUAACAUUUGCACCGAUAUAGCUGCAAUCACUUAGAAACAGAAAUUGAAAAGACGCAAGAAUACACUUGGAGUGAGAGACGAUGAAUACCACGCCAAAUUCUUCAGCGGUUUUGAAUGAGCCUCACUCGUCAAGCGUCGGUGUUUUGGUGUCCGUUUUUCUGUUAUAUGGUUUGAUCGCUGGGGUUGGGAUAUGCGGUAACGUGCUAGUAUUGAAGUUUAUCCUACGCCAACACAAACUGAGAGUCAGUGAGUAUUUGAUUCUCAACCUGACGGCCACAGACAUGGGUGCGUGUAUAGUCAGCAUUCCACUGGACCUCAUCGAGCGCGCUACAAAGAGGUUCCUAUUUGGAGAGCUCCUUUGCAAUAUCAUCUACCCCCUACAGACUAUCUUGAUGUCCGUGUCGGUAAUGACUUUAUUGGGGAUGAGUAUGGAGAGAUAUCGGUUAAUUGUCACACCGUUUCGACAACACUUUGGUCCCCGUACAGUUCUUGGUGUAGUAGUCUUUGUUUGGGUUUUGUCCAUCGCUAUAGUACUCCCAUAUAUGUUGGUUCUUCGCCUAAGGGGGGACUACUGCGUGGAGGAAUGGCCUGCUGACUGGUAUCGCAAAACCUUCACUCUUGGCGUCUUCGUGUUGCUUUAUUUUGUUCCGUUAGUGAUCAUGAGUGUAUCUUACGUGAAAAUCAUAAGUUGUCUUAAUGAAGAUUCUAGAUCUCAAAUUAACGAGUGUAUGCUUGAUUGUGCGGACCGUUCGCGCGCAAAGCGUGAAAUGGCGGCCGCAAGGAUCCGGCGGAAUGUUCAGAUCGUGACGGUUUUCAUGGCAGCAGGAAUAGCAUUUGCUGCUUGUAUGCUUCCGACUCACAUUUGCUGGCUAUGGCACGACUUUGGCUCUGGGUCAACAAACCGGUACUUCACUAAUAUUGUAACUUUUACAAACGUUUUAAUGUACAGUAAUAGCGCGAUAGAUCCAUUUAUUUUCGGUUCAAUCAAACUAAGGCGGCUAUGCUUGGAUGUCAUAUGCGGCCGAGUGUGCUUUGUGAACGUUGAAGAACAGCCGAUAGUAAUUCUACGCACACGGCUAUUUAGUAUUGGCCAGUUGGUCAGUAUUGGUCAAUUGAGGCCUUACGGAGGAUUCUCCGAGGAGGAAGAAGUCAUCACCGAGAGAGUCACAUGUCUUUAGGCAAGUGCUAGCUCUGCUGAGCGUCCUCGCCUCCUACCAUACCGUACCCUUGGGUUUCUGUGAUGGUCGAUGUUUCAUUUUUGAUGAUAGAAUGGAUGUCAAAACAUUUUAAAAGCAUUUUUGUCUUUUUUUUAGCAAGUAAGCUACUACAUUUUAUCAACUCCAUUUUAUAGUGUGACGCACGCUACCGUGUUCCAUGCUAGCAGAGGCCUUUUUUCUCUGUAUUUCGCUGGGCUGGCUUUGGCGAGGAAAAGAGUAUCUUUUCCACGCGAACGCCAGCCAAGCGAAAUACAGAGAAAGGAGGCCUCUGCUAGCAUGGAAGCUACCGUGGCCACUAAUACAUGGUUGUAGCGAUAGCAACUCUGUCUUGUAGCAUAGAAACAACGCAUAACAACGCUCAGAAACAACGCAUAACACUCGAUUUAUCUGUAUAAUGAAUAUCUUAUUGCCCUCGUUGGGCAUGUAUAAAGCUUAAUAAAAAUCAUUUUUUCUAUCGA
Messenger RNA from Nematostella vectensis (starlet sea anemone), 1861 nucleotides. RefSeq names its product putative neuropeptide Y receptor type 6. NCBI's taxonomy places the organism in Eukaryota, Metazoa, Cnidaria, Anthozoa, Actiniaria, Edwardsiidae. The transcript has a single exon. Gene Ontology annotation, cellular component: membrane. Gene Ontology annotation, biological process: G protein-coupled receptor signaling pathway. Gene Ontology annotation, molecular function: G protein-coupled receptor activity. The record is from RefSeq and is a predicted model, not a curated record. The coding region runs from base 267 to 1364 and encodes 365 amino acids.